Periconia digitata is the source of this 1119-nucleotide messenger RNA. The record is from the annotation of a GenBank genome assembly. Lineage: Eukaryota; Fungi; Ascomycota; Dothideomycetes; Pleosporales; Periconiaceae.
GUGAUGACAGGAGGCGGUGAAAAUUUCGUCAAAGCUACAAUCAAAGACGCACUGCACAACCUCCAAGCAAUAUAUUGCCCACUUCGUCUUCCUGUUGCCUUAUCGAAAACAAGGGUUUCCACACUCGUUCAGGCCGAUUCCGGUUAUGCAUCCGAGGAUGAGCUAGACGAACAGCCCACUCACGCAGAAGACGCGCUCGCGACUCUCCGCGCGGAUGAAUUCGAAAAGGCAUUUGCGAUUCGCUGGCUAACUAGUCUAAUCGGACGAGCCGAAGAGUUAGACAUCGACGACGAAGAAGAGAGGUCCAAGAUUGUGGAUGAUGCUGCCUUUGUACUGGGAUCUUUCAGCGACCACGCUGCCGGGGACGACGCGGAUGAGAGCCUGACUCGAGAUUUCUGUUUUCCCGUUGCCAGUGGAACUUUGGCGAGCAAAGUCGUUGAAAUUCAGCUCAAUGAUGCGCCGCUCUCAGAGACUGACCAUACCGACGUCGGACUCCAGAGCUGGGGCGCGAGCAUCGUUUUCUCCGCCUUGAUGUGUGAGGACCCCGCGCGCUUCGGAUUGACCAAACUUCCCUUGGAUUCCAACAUCAUCGAGCUUGGCGCAGGCACCGGCCUUGUCAGCUUGGCAUUGGCAAAACUGCUCCCUGUGGUAUCAGACUCUACAUGUCGCAUCGCUGCUACAGACUACCAUCCCACUGUUCUGCAAAACUUGCAAAAGAAUAUCGUCACCAAUUUUCCUGGGCUUGAGGACAGCGCUUACCCAGUUAACACGAUGCUCCUCGACUGGUCCGAACCACCGGCUUCACUGGCAUCCACGGCUCAUAUGAUUUUCGCGGCCGAUGUCGUCUACGCCCCUGAGCAUGCUUCUUGGUUACGCGACUGCGCCGCACAUCUACUUCUGCCUGGCGGCAUCUUUUGGUUGAUCGUUACAGUCCGUAUGGUUGGCAAGUUCGAAGGAAUCCCGGAUACCGCCGAAGCAGCUUUUCUUAAUGAAUCCGAUUUACCUGUAAAAGAUGGUAGGAAAUUGAGGAUCGUGGACAAGGUGUCUCUGGAGAAACAAAGAGGUAUUGGAAGGGGCGACGAAAACAGCUAUAUGCUGUUCAAAAUCAUGUGGGUGUAA